AUGUACGGCCCAGGCUAUGGCUCGACUCCCAACGUCAAUGUCCCUCCGACAUUCAACAACGCCGCCCCACCUCCACACCACAACCACAACCCUCACCUGCAGCCCGGCGCGCUUUCGUCUCAGCAGCCACCCCAGAUGUACAACCCUAAUCAGUUCGCUGGUGGCAUGCCUCAAGGCCAGCAGCCCUCCUUCCCUGGCGCCGGUCAACCCAAUCCUGCCAUGAUGUCGGGUCCUGGGCCUGCAGGCAUGAUGCAGAGUACCGCCAUGCCACAGAUGCCGACCAAUGGCCAACCAAACCAGAUGGCCUAUUCGAACCAGCAGUUUCAGGGCAAUGCUGCCGGCCAGCAGUUCCCUCCCAACUACAUGGCGGCUGGUAUGCCUGGCUUCCCCGCGAACUCGAACAUGAACCCUCAACAGCAGCAACAGUUCAUGCAACAGCGCAUGCAACAACAGCACCAGCAGCACCAUGCGCAACAACAACAGCAGCUCCAUCAACACCAACAAGCCCAGCAGCAGCAUCAGCAGCAGCAUCAGCAGCAGCAGCAACCGCAACACCAUCCGCAGCAGCAGCAGCAUCCGCAGCAGCAGCAUCCGCAGCAGCAGCAGCAGCAGCAGCAGCAGCAUCAGCAGCAGCAACAGCAUCAGCAGCAGCAGCAUCAGCAGCAUCAGCAGCAUCAGCAGCAGCAGCAUCAACAACAACAACAACAGCAUCAGCAUCAUCAACAGGCCAAUCAGCAACCGCAACACCAGCAACACAUUCAACAACACCAGACGCAACCAAACCAAAUGGGUGUGGUGGGCAGUCCGACUCCUCAAAGGCCGCCUAGUGCCUCGCAAGGCACCCCGAAUCACAACAUGGCCCAAGGACAGCAGUCCCAGCACUCGACUCCCCAACCUGCACCACAAAGCCAACCCCCUGCGAAUCAGCAGCAGCCGAGUGCUGCAGCGACGCCUCAGACACCGACCUUUCCCUCUAAUGCACAGAACCCCGCCGUCAACGGUGCUCCGCCUGCAGCAACCCCCCUCAGCCCAGGCUCGGUCACCAGAGAGCAGGAGAGGAUGAUGGUGCUGUUGAGCAUUAACAAUGAGCUUCUGUAUGAGUCGAUCAGGAUGCAGCAGACGUUACACGAACUCAAAGAAGAUUCCGGGCCGCCAGAAGCAGGAGCUCCUCCAUCUCGGGAGGAAAUGAUGGCCCAGCAAGACUACAACCAAUGCAUGCGGAGGUUGCAAGGAAAUCUGAGCUAUCUCGCUACCAUGGUUGACCGCGACCGCAAGCCUGCGACACUUCCCCCGAGCCCAGCGUAUCUGACGCCUCCACCACUGAACAUGAAAAUUCCCGUCAAGUCUCAUCCGCCCGGAGCUGACGAGGAGACCAAAGCCCUCGAACCCAUGGUGGACCGCGAACAGAGGCAGAAACUCAUGGUAGAGCUGUACACGCAGCUGCAAGGUCUAUACCCUGGUGUCGAUCCGAAGAAGGAGCCAACAUACAACAGAGCACCAGGCCAGAAGCCUGGCACGGCGCAGGCCAGUCCGGUAGUCACGCACUCGCAAGGCCCGCCGCAGACGCCCACGUCAGCGACCGCCCCUUAG
Molecule: messenger RNA, 1590 nt
Organism: Verticillium nonalfalfae
Lineage: Eukaryota; Fungi; Ascomycota; Sordariomycetes; Glomerellales; Plectosphaerellaceae
Exons: 3
Coding region: 1-1590 (529 amino acids)
Source: RefSeq, a predicted model, not a curated record